AGAGGGGCGGACGACAAAAGGCAUCGUGCGAAUCACGUUGGCCGGCUAGGCGUUCGGUGAUUGGUCCAGGCGGGGUGGCUAAGAAGGAGGGGAGGGGGGAGGUUAUGCCGUCACAUCCGGCAGUGGCGAAGCCGGUGGUUUCCUUGGGUGGUCGCGCGCGCGCGGGACAGCAAGAGACGGCUUUGGUUCGGGAAACCGGCUCCCCCGCCCCGCCAUGGCCUCCCUCCUCAAGGUGGACCCGGAAGUGAAGAUCAAGGUAGACUCUUUCAGGGAGCGAAUCACAGGUGAAGCUGAAGAUCUAGUAGCUAGUUUUUUCCCAAAGAAGCUUUUAGAACUCGAUGCUUUCCUUAAGGAUCCUAUACUGAACAUUCAUGAUCUCACUCAAAUCCACUCAGAUAUGAACCUUCCUGUCCCUGACCCAAUCCUGCUCACAAAUAGUCAUGACGGACUCGAUGGGCCCAAUCUGAAAAAGAGAAAACUGGAAGAAUGUGAAGAGACCUUCCAGGGUACCAAAGUCUUUGUCAUGCCUAACGGGAUGCUGAAGAGCAACCAGCAGCUGGUGGACAUCAUUGAGAAGGUGAAACCUGAGAUCCGACUGCUGAUUGAGAAAUGCAACACGGUCAAAAUGUGGGUGCAGCUAUUGAUUCCCAGGAUAGAAGAUGGCAACAAUUUUGGCGUUUCUAUUCAGGAAGAAACUGUGGCUGAGCUCCGGACCGUGGAAAGCGAGGCAGCUUCAUACUUGGACCAGAUCUCUAGAUAUUAUAUCACACGGGCAAAGUUGGUUUCUAAAAUAGCUAAAUAUCCUCAUGUGGAGGAUUACCGUCGCACAGUGACUGAGAUGGAUGAAAAGGAAUAUAUCAGUCUGCGCCUCAUCAUUUCAGAGCUGAGAAAUCAAUACGUGACCCUGCACGACAUGAUCCUAAAGAACAUCGAGAAGAUCAAGCGACCCCGGAGCAGCAAUGCAGAGACUCUCUACUGAGCUGUCAGCACUCUGAACUUAUGAACUGUUCAGUAGACUCAAGACAGUCUUUGCCUCAGUUUAUGUGACUAUCAAGAUGGGGAAACUGGCUGGAAACAGUCCUCGCCACACUUUUAGUUAAAAGUCUACAGAAAUUCUCCUAGCUUUUUCUGGUUGGUUUUUAUUUGGGUCUUCGGAUUUGCCCCUCCCUCUCCCAAUCUCUAGCACCCAGAAGGUCUGAAUCAGAGCUUCUCUCUUUACUUAGAUGGGAAAACAUAUUGGCCGAGAGGCCCCAGGCAAGUAUCCCAAAUAGCAGCCCGGAAUGACCCUACUUGCCUGGAAAAAAAUCCCCCUUGUAAGUUCCCCCCCUUGAUUGGUCAGCAGAAGGGUCACUUCCUGCUGAGAGCUGAUGCUUUUGACCAUGAGCUCCAGCAUUUUAGUCUUCCCAUUAACAAUGCAGUUGGAUGAAUUGAAUACCCAUCUCAGAGGGCUCACCAUACCCAUCUUUGUGACCUGUCCAAUCAUGCCAAUUUGAAUGCUCCCUUUUCUUCUUCCACUGGGUUUCAUUCAUUGCUCUUGGUUUUGAACCCAACCUACUCUUUACAGGGCUCUGCAACUAAGUCGCUGUCUUCUUGAUGUGGCUUUCGUCAGAAUUGCUCACACAACGGACAUUCUCUGGAUUAUGGGUUGGGCAGGGCAGGCCUGCUUGGACUGUGGGUCUCGCCAGAUUGAUUUGUCCAACAGCAGCAUGAUUGAUAGUGUGCUAAAGUCUUUUCAUCUUAGUUAUAUUUCUCUUACCACCCCAGUGAAGGAGCCCAGCAGUUCCUUCAACGGGAGCCCUUUCUGUGCUUCAAGAGAACCCAGGAAAGUAUGAAUGUGUUGUCGAAGGCUUUCAUGGCCGGAAUCACUGGGUUGUUGUGGGUUUUUCCGGGCUAUAUGGCCAUGUUCUAGAGGCAUUUUCUCCUGACGUUUCGCCUGCAUCUAUGGCAAGCAUCCUCAGAGGUAGUGAGGUCUGUUGGAAGUAGGAAAAUGGGGUUAUAUAUCUGUGGAAUGACCAGGGUGAGACAAAGGACUUUUGUCUGCUGGGGCUAGGUGUGAAUGUUUCAGCUGAUCACCUUGAUUAGCAUUCAAUGGCUUGGAAGUGCCGGGGGGAAUCUUUUGUUGAGAGUGAUUUUAUGUACCUGUUUGUUUCCCCUCUGUUGUUUUGCUGUUGUGAUUUUUGAGUCCUUUAAUACUGGUAGCCAUUUUGUUCAUUUUCAUGGUUUCUUCCUUUCUGUUGAAAUUGUCCACAUGCUUGUGGAUUUCAUAAAAUCACUCUCAACAAGGGAUUCCCCCCGGGCACUUCCAAGCCAUUGAAUGCUAAUCAAGGUGAUCAGCUGAAACAUUCACAUCUAUCCCCAGCAGACAAAAGUCCUUUGUCUCACCCUGGUCAUUCCACAGAUAUAUAAACCCAUUUUCCUACUUCCAACAGACCUCACUACCUCUGAGGAUGCUUGCCAUAGAUGCAGGCGAAACGUCAGGAGAAAAAUUGCCUCCAGAACAUGGCCAUAUAGCCCGGAAAAACCUACAACAACCCAAAGUAUGAAUGGUUUGGAAUAAGUCAAAUUUGCUCUUUCCCAGUCUUCAAGGAAGCAGGAAGGGGGCGCCAACUACCUGGAAUGCUGCAGUUUCUCUUGCAAUUUAAUCUUUAUAUUCCUCUUGUGCUGUAGUUUUGUGAGUGGUGUUAGAUUUGUAAAAAUAGUGGCAGGAUGAAUCAGGUUUCUUGGCCCCUUCCGUCUUCCCUUGGUUGUUUUUACAAACCCUUUGCUCUGCCACCUCCCAAAGGGCACACAAACUCAUGCUCCCUAGGCUCUAGGGCCAAUGUGUCGUUGUCAUUUGUAGCUGGGCAAGCCUUAGUCGACCCCAGAGUGACAGCUCUCAGAAUAUGGCCCUCAUUAAUUCACCGCUACUGAGAGCAGCCUUUCUCUCGCUCCUUCCUUCUCCUGUGUUUCCUUGUAUCGGCUUCUUUGUUGGAUUGUUCAUAUUUCCUUGCCACAUUGAACGUUAUGUACAACUUUUACUAUGUCAACAAAUUAAAAGUAAUAGGUACUUCGAAUUCA
Molecule: messenger RNA, 3057 nt
Organism: Anolis sagrei ordinatus
Lineage: Eukaryota; Metazoa; Chordata; Lepidosauria; Squamata; Anolidae
Source: RefSeq, a predicted model, not a curated record